AUCACAGAAGACCGUUGAUGGAGAACUUGGUGAAAAUCCUGAAGAGUGACAAUGAGGAGCUCCAAAUGCUUUGUGCCAGUGCUAUCUUUAAGUGUGCAGAGGACCAUCAGACCCGGGACCUGGUCCGCAGCCACGACGGCCUGAAGCCGCUGGUUUCACUGCUCGCUAAAGCAGACAACAAGCAGCUCCUGGCUGCUGCCACCGGGGCCAUAUGGAAGUGUUCAGUCAGCAUGGAGAACGUAGCUAUGUAUGCACGGACCCUCAGUUCCACAGUUGUACUGUUUAUUAGCCCACCUGGACUCAUGGAGCCACAUGAUCAGAAUGACUUCAACUAA
Girardinichthys multiradiatus is the source of this 335-nucleotide messenger RNA. Its product is annotated as outer dynein arm-docking complex subunit 2-like. Bases 18 to 335 code for a protein of 105 amino acids. The record is from RefSeq and is a predicted model, not a curated record. Lineage: Eukaryota; Metazoa; Chordata; Actinopteri; Cyprinodontiformes; Goodeidae. Gene Ontology annotation, molecular function: protein binding. The transcript is spliced from 3 exons.